UCCAGAUCCAGGCAUCCAGCCAUCUCUGCCGCCGCCGCCGCCGCCGCCGCCGGUGUGGUCCUGAUGCUGGCUCCACCCAGCCGACACUUUCUCACCUCAUCUGGCGGCAUCACGGACAUUUUAUUCUGGAUCUGGAUUCAUUGGCAAGUUGUGAGCUGUUGCUGGUAUUUGGCCAGAGUCACCGAGCUUCAGUGAUGAUGGAUACACACCCCCUCCUCCAAGAUGGAAGGGGACCUGUCAAUCUGGCAAGUCCUUCAGCUCCAAGAGCUGCAACAACAAGAUCAUCGGUGCGCGGUGGUACGCUGAUGUUGUGAACGAAUCCCAACUAGUAGGUGAAUAUUUGUCUCCCAGAGACCUCAACGGCCAUGGCACCCAUGUGGCCUCGAUAGCAGCAGGCAACAUUGUCCACAACAUCAGCUUCCAUGGACUGGCAUCCGGUGUUGCACGCGGCGGCGCGCCAAGAGCCCGCAUCGCAGUGUACAAGGCUUGCUGGAGCCUUGAAGCGCCACCAGCCGAUGCCACAUGCAGUUAGGCAGCGGUCAUGAAAGCAAUAGAUGAUGCCAUCCAUGACGGCGUCGACGUCUUAUCGCUGUCCAUAGUCAACCUGUUGGGGCACCUCCCUGCGUUUCAUGCGGUGGCAAAGGGUAUACCGGUGGUAUAUGCAGCUGGGAAUUUUGGACCGUAUGCCCAGAUGGUGGGUAACGUAGCUCUGUGGCUGCUUACGGUUGCAGCAUCAACGGUGGAUCGGUUGUUUCCUAUUACUAUCACUCUUGGAAAUGGCCAGACACUUGUGGGACAAUCCUUGUUUGCCGAUAUGGAAAGAGCGAAUCAGUUUCAGAAGAUCAAGCUCUAUAUGAAUGGCAUGUGUAACUUGACUCUUGCAAACAGUACAGAUGUGAAGGGGAAUAUUGUCCUUUGCUUCAGUAUAACCUCUGUUUUCCCGGUUGCUCAACUGUAUGGGUUAGCAACUGCAGUGAUCAAGAACGGAGGAGAGGGUUUUAUCUUCACGCAGCAAAAUUCGGACCUUCUUGUUGCCUGGCAGUUUCAUGCCAUGUCCAUCCCAUGUGUUUCUAUUGAUUUAGAGGUUGCCUACAAGAUAAUUCAGUAUUUCAGUACCAGUCAGGAUCCGGUAGCAAAGGUUUCUUUAAGUCGAACAACAAUUGGAAGUGGAUUUCCUGCUCCAAAGAUUGCAGCUUUCUCAUCAAGGGGUCCAAGCUCCGUCUAUCCUGCAGUGCUCAAGCCUGACAUUGCUGCACCGGGGGUGAAUAUUUUAGCAGCAGCGCCACAGGUUGGUGUUUACAAGGAACUGGGGCUCUACUUCUUUGAUUCAGGGACAUCGAUGGCUUGCCCACAUGUAUCCGGCAUUAUAGCUGUGCUCAAGUCACUCCAUCCAGACUGGUCACCUGCUGCUUUCAAAUCAGCACUCAUGACAACUGCAUACAUUACAGACAACAAUUGUCUCCCAUUACUAGCUGAUGCAACCCCAAAUAAGAUUGCAGAUCCUUUUGAUUAUGGAGCUGGGUUUGUCAAUCCAACUCAGGCGAAUGAUCCUGGACUUAUAUACGAUUUUGAUGCUUCGGAUUACCAAAAGUUGUUCAGUUGCAUGCUUGGGUCAGAUACAAACAGUAGUUGUAUAGCAACUGAGAAAUCUUUGUUUGACCUGAAUCUCCCAUCAAUCGCCAUCCCCAAUCUCAAGUCAUCAGAAACGGUAUCAAGGACUGUCACCAAUGUGGGCCAAGCUGAUGCAGUGUAUAGAGCAUUUGUUGAGCCCCCUGCUGGAGUUGAUAUGCUGGUCAAACCCAUGGUUUUGGUGUUUGGCAAGGAUACAACCUCACAGUCUUUCAAGGUGAGCUUCAAGGCAAGACGAAAGAUCCAAGGCGAUUACUCAUUUGGUAAUUUGGUGUGGCACGAUGGAGGCAGCCACUGGGUCCGAAUCCCGAUAGCGGUCCGUGUUAUCAUUGAAGAUCUCUAUUCAACUGUCUCCUAAACUAUACGUGUGGUGGUAAAGGGUUAAGUUUGUAAGUAACGUAUAUAUGUAAUAAGUGAUGUGCUACCUGAUGUUACAUUUGUUGUCUGUCACAUCGAUAAUUUUACAAGAACAAAAUGCUCACGUAUCAUGAUAGCUGAGCUUCAUUUGAGGAAAUAAAAGCAGCUUUAAUUGUUA
Molecule: messenger RNA, 2164 nt
Organism: Triticum dicoccoides
Lineage: Eukaryota; Viridiplantae; Streptophyta; Magnoliopsida; Poales; Poaceae
Product: subtilisin-like protease SBT3.9
Exons: 7
Coding region: 542-1987 (481 amino acids)
Biological process (GO): proteolysis
Molecular function (GO): serine-type endopeptidase activity
Source: RefSeq, a predicted model, not a curated record